AUGAAACAACCUUCUGCAGAUAUUCUUGAGAUGGAACAUGCAAUUGGAUAUAGUGGAAGAGUAUAAUUGAAUAUAAAUAUAAGAUACCUCGGAGUGUGAUCUUGCAUCCAAAUGGAGUUGAAUUCAUUUGCAUUGCUGGAGCAUCUUUAAUAAUAACUGAUUUAAGAGAUGCUCACAAAUAAUCAUUUUUAUAAGGACAUGAUGAUUAAAUCACAUGUUUAGCAGUUUCAAACAGAGGUGAAUUAGUUGCAUCAGGAUAAAAAGGAGACAACUCUGAUGUUAUUAUUUGGGAUUAUCAUAGAAAAAUUCAAAAAUAUAGAUUAUCAGAACAUGAUUAUGAAGUAGUAUGCGUAGAUUUUAGUCAUGAUGAUAGACUGCUCUUCUCAUCAGGCAACCCAAUGGAUAAAAGAAUAUUCAUUUGGGAUUGCUAAACAGGAUAUAUAGUAGGAUCAGUCAAUCACACACCUGAGCCAACUACAAUAGCAAGAUGGGGUGGAUUUGCUAAAGAUAUUAAAGGUAGAGAUACACCAAAGUAUCAAUUUGCGACAUCUGGAAAUAAAUAAAUAUGUUUAUGGAAAUUGGACCCUAAAUUAGGAGUGUUUGAGAAGGAAAUAAUCAAUACAGGAAAUUUGGUUAGAGAUUACAUUUGUAUGGAAUUUUCAAAAAAUAGAGAAGAGUAUCUUUUGUUAGGUACAACAUCAGGAGACUUUUGCGUAUUCUAGAUGAAAAAUAAGUAAUACAAUUAAUUAAUUAAAUAGAUUUUUCAGUCAUUAAAUUGUAGUGGCUGCUUUGGGAGUAAUGUCAAUAAGAUUCGUAGAUUUUACGAGGUUUAUAGUUGGAGCAGGCAAUGGUACUUUGGCAAUGUAUUAGAUCACAGAAGAUAAUAAAGUAUAAUAUUAAUAUAAAUUAGAUAAAUUAAUUACACAAAACUGAUUUAGGAGGAGCAGUUAAUUCAAUAACAGUAAGAGUAGAUGGUUUAGAGAGUUUGAUUUCAACAGAUAGAGGAUUGAUUUUUAGAUUCAACACAAACAGCUUUUAGAAAGGAUUACAUAGUGAAAAUCAUACUGGGUCUAUUUUGGAUAUGAGUUAUCCACCAGGAGUUUCUGAUAGAUUUGCAUCAGCUUCUGAAGAUGGAACUAUCAGACUUUGGGAUAUUAGUGAAUAUUAUGUGAUUGCUAAAUGUUAAGCCAAUGUUAAUGUUGUUCCAUUAAGUUUAGUUUAUAGAGAUGAAGUACUAUUAAGUGGAUGGGCUGAUGGUAAGAUUAGGAUGUUCAGAUCUGAUAAUGGUUAAUAAAUUUGGUAGAUUGAUAAUGCUCAUAAGACAGGAGUGACUACACUUUGCAUCUCGAAUAAUCUGAAAUUCUUCUGCAGUGGUGGAGGAGAGGGAGAUGUCAGAGUUUGGGAAAUGAGAACCAGAGAAAUGGUAUCACAUUUGAAAGAACACACUCAUAAAGUUACUAAAGUUAAAUUGAUUGCUAAUGAAACACAGUUACUGACUUCAUCUCGUGAUAGAGCUUUGUUGCAAUGGGAUUUGAAGACUGAAAAAAGAAUUAGUGCACAUAUUCAAAGAAUGGGUGGUAUUAAUUCAUUUGACACUGUCCCUAAUACUUCAGUUGUUUUUAGUACUGGAUAAGAUAGGAAAAUUUCACUUUGGGAUCUUAAUUAAAGUGAAGUUUAGAGAUAAUUUGAAACAAGUGGGAAUCCAAAAAAAGGUUAGAUUUUAUUUUAAUUUAAGGUGAUGAAUGUUAUUCAAUUUGUCUAUCCCCCAAUUUUAAAUAUGCUGUCACUGGAGGAUCUAAUUGUUCAGUCAAAUUAUGGGAUCUAUAGACGGGGUAGCAAAUCUCAGAAGGGUUUGGACAUUCUGGACCAGUCAAUACUGUACAAUUUGCUCCAGAUGGGAAAUAAGUCAUUUCAGGUGCUUAAGAUGGUGUUGUUAUUGUAUGGAAUGUGUUCAUAUGAC
This is a messenger RNA of Paramecium octaurelia, 1960 nucleotides long. The record is from the annotation of a GenBank genome assembly. Lineage: Eukaryota; Ciliophora; Oligohymenophorea; Peniculida; Parameciidae.